Molecule: messenger RNA, 3082 nt
Organism: Pelecanus crispus (Dalmatian pelican)
Lineage: Eukaryota; Metazoa; Chordata; Aves; Pelecaniformes; Pelecanidae
Source: RefSeq, a predicted model, not a curated record
AUGGACGUUUCCGACAGCCCUGAGCGAAACCCCUGCUCUCCUGGUGAAGAGGACCAGCAGCUUUCCGAUGACGAAGUCCUGAAGGAGAGUGGUUCAGAGCGGGAACUUGAUGGAGAGGGUGGGCAAGGCAGCGUCCUGGGAGAGGAGGAGGAGGCGGCAGCCAGGGGACUGAGUCAUGGUGAAGAGGAGAACCACUCAGAUGAAGAGGACCGCUUAAGCGAAACCAAGUCACAGGAGUCUGACAACAAUGAGCAAAGCGGGGAGCUGAAGAGCCCUCUGCCUCGCAAAGGAGAGGAGGAAGACCGGACAAAUGACCUUGGUGAUGAAGCGUCCUCUGUCACCCGUGAACUAGAUGAGCAUGAGUUGGACUAUGAUGAGGAAGUUCCUGAGGAACCAAGUGCUGCUGCUGCAGAGGAGGAUGGCGAGAAAGCUGCUGGUGAGGAUGAUGAGGAAGAGGAGAAAGGAGACGAUGCCCAUGAAGAUGAGAAAAAAUCCAGCAGCAAAAGUGAUGAUGAAAAAGACAGCCAGGAUCCCCUCAAGGAGAAGAAGAAAGAAGAUGAUGAUGGAGAAAUUGAUGAUGGAGAAAUUGAUGAUGAUGACUUAGAAGAAGGAGAAGUUAAAGACCCCAGCGACAGAAAAGUGAGGCCACGUCCCACCUGCCGAUUCUUCAUGAAAGAGGUUAUUCCUCCCAUAUCCAUCUUACUUCCUCCGGUAUCGAAUUUUCUGCCUGUGCCGAGACACGAACGCGUUGGUGGUCACUGUACCUGGGGCAUGAACUGUCGAUUUAUUCACCCUGGCGUGAAUGACAAAGGAAACUACUCCUUGAUCUCCAAGCCUGAGCCCUUCUCCCCAAAUGGUGCUCCUCCGAUCGGCCCUCACCCACUGAUGCCAGCCAACCCUUGGGGAGGGCCAGUUGUUGAUGAGAUCUUACCUCCACCCCCUCCAGACCCUCCAACAGAAAGUGCCUGGGAGAGAGGACUCCGCCACGCUAAAGAGGUAUUAAAAAAGGCAACUAUGAGAAAAGAACAGGAGCCUGACUUUGAGGAGAAGAGGUUCACUGUGACUAUUGGAGAAGACGAGCGUGAAUUUGACAAAGAAAACGAGUUUUUCCGUGACUGGAAUUACCGCAUCACCAGAGAUGUCAGAGAUCCAGCGCUUGAUCCCUAUACAGAUCCCUAUUAUGACUAUGAAAUAGAACGGUUCUGGCGUGGUGGGCAGUAUGAGAAUUUCAGGGUUCAGUAUACAGACCCAGAUCCAUACCGUAACUACAGAGAAAGAGAGCGAGAACGGGAAAGUGAAAGAGAGAACAGACAACGAGAAAGGGAACGCGAGAGGGAGCGAGAGCGGGAGCGAGAGCGGCGCCAGCGGGAGCGAGAACGGGAAAGGGAACGGGAGCGGGACAAGGAGCGCCAGCGGCGGAAAGAAGAGUGGGAACGUGAGAGAGAGCGAGUGAAGAGAGAUGAAAAAGACAGGCAGCACAGGGACCGGGACAGGGACCGAGACCGGGACAGGGACAGGGAACGUGAAAAGGAGAAAGAAAAACCAAAGCCCCGGUCCCCGCUGCUACCAAGCCGUCAGCCUGAGCCACCAAAGAAGGAGAAGGAGGCAACCACAAUUACCACCACUCAGUCGAAGAGAGCGGAUGAAUGGAAGGACCCCUGGCGCCGAUCCAAGUCCCCCAAAAAGAAACUCGGCGUCUCUGUCUCUCCCAGCCGCGCGCGUAGGCGCCGAAAAACCUCUGCUUCUUCGGCGUCUGCUUCUGGCUCUUCAAGGUCCUCUUCUCGUUCAUCCACCUACUCUGGUUCAGGUUCCUCGCGAUCUCGUUCCAGAUCAUCAUCUUACAGCUCUUACUCUAGUCGCUCUUCAAGACACAGCUCUUUCUCAGGCAGCAGGUCCAGAUCACGGUCCUUCUCAUCUUCACCCUCUCCUUCUCCGACACCGUCUCCACACAAGCCGCUUGCGAAGGCUAAAGGGGAGUUAUUACCACCUGCUGGUAAAGGUGAAAAAUCUGUGAAGAAACUAGCUGCCCUUCCAGUCCCUCAGCCACUCACUAAAAUUACAACAGCUGCACCGGAGCCAGCCAAACCAGGGGAUAAUCGAGAGGCAAGGAGGAAGGAACGUCAGACAAGGACUCCACCCAGGAGGCGGACUAUCAGCGGCAGCAUCAGCGGCAGCGCCAGCAGCUACAGCGGUUCCAGUUCCCGAUCUCGGUCCCUGAGCGUGAGCAGCGUUUCUUCUGUCUCUAGUGCCUCCUCUAGCAGCAGCUCUGUACGCAGCGCCGACUCCGAAGACAUGUACGCGGACUUGGCCAGUCCUGUUUCCUCAGCCAGCUCCCGAUCCCCAACCCCAGCGCAGCAGAAGAAAGGUAGAGGAAAGUCAAAAAAAGAAGAUAGCGCUAAAGAGGAGAAGCGGAAACGGGAUGCGCCCGCUCAGCUCCUAAAAUCAGCCAAGCCCACCCAGGGGAGCAAAUCGCAGCAGCUCCUCCAGACCCAGCAGCCCUCAGCCCCCCAGUCUCAGCAAGGGGGCUUCAGCGCUCACAAAGAGAUCAAACUGACGCUCUUGAAUAAGGCAGCUGACAAAGGAAGUAGGAAGAGAUACGAGCCAGCAGACAAAGACAGGCCGACCUCUCCUCCAGCCAAACGGGCGAACCUGUCACCUGACAGAGGCUCUCGCGACAGGAAGGCGACCGGGAGACUCUCUUCACCCAAGCAAGAGCGACAGAGGGGCCAGAACCCAAAACCUUCUCCUGCGCAGACAGACAGGAAACGCCAGCUCUCGCCUCAGUCCAAGAGUUCCAGCAAAGUCACGAGCAUACCGGGCAAAGCAUCCGAGCCGGGCCCCACGGGCGCCAAGGCGGGCAAAUCCAGCACCCUGUCACGACGGGAGGAGCUCCUGAAGCAGCUCAAGGCGGUGGAAGAUGCCAUCGCUCGCAAGCGGGCCAAAAUCCCGGGGAAAGUAUAGUGGGCCGUGCACGGAGCGCCGCUCUGCCCCUUAGUGACUGUUCAUGUUUUUAUAAAUAGUGUAAAAGCGGCCACUUUGGGAUUUUGCAGUUCUGUCUUAUUUUGGCUGCGAUUCUUUUUAA